Aplysia californica (California sea hare) is the source of this 2421-nucleotide messenger RNA. Its product is annotated as sodium-dependent lysophosphatidylcholine symporter 1-B. The transcript has 19 exons. Gene Ontology annotation, molecular function: symporter activity. Gene Ontology annotation, cellular component: membrane. The record is from RefSeq and is a predicted model, not a curated record. The coding region runs from base 187 to 2421 and encodes 744 amino acids. NCBI's taxonomy places the organism in Eukaryota, Metazoa, Mollusca, Gastropoda, Aplysiida, Aplysiidae. Gene Ontology annotation, biological process: carbohydrate transport.
AAUUAUGGUCCUGCUUCCUGCUUUUCGUGGUGGGUCUCAAAACAACAUCAUCUGAAAGAAUCCCAAAAAAGUAGUGGAGGAUAAAUCCAUAUGGAGCAAACUCGAAGCAAAUAAUUUAAUCAGCAUCUGCUCUCCUUAUACUUACAAGACCAUUGUACUUACUGGAAGACUCGCACAAAAUACAUCAUGUCACAAAAGCCAAAGUACAUGAGAGUAGAUGAGGAGAGGACAAGUGAUGUGGACAUUCCUCUACCUCUCUGGAGGAAACUUUGUUUUGCCGUUGGAGGAGCCCCGUACCAAAUUACCAGCACCGUCAUCGGCUUUUUCCUCAACAUUUUCUUGCUUGAAGUUGCCCUGCUAGAACCAAAGUACGUCUCCAUCAUCUUGUUCAGUGGUAAGGCCUGGGAUGCGAUCACAGACCCGGGUAUAGGUCUCCUGGUGCAGAGAACCAACACGCGAUGGGGGAAAAUGAGGCCGUGGAUCAUCUUUUCGGCACCUCUGGCGUGCGCUGCUUACUUCCUGCUGUUCUAUGUGCCGUGGGACAUUGUCAGAGACGCUGACGGAAAGGAGGUCAUUGACGCCAGUAAUGCCGGAAAGUUAGGCUUCUACUUUUGCAUGUUCUGCCUGUUUGAAGGGUUGCUAUCUUGCCUGCACGUUCCGUACACUUCUCUCACCAUGUAUGUGGCUACGAGGCAGAAAGACAGGGACUCCAUUACUGCUAUACGAAUGGGAUUUGAAGCUAUAGGUGUCCUUAUCGCUGUGGUUGUUCAAGGAAUGUUUGUGUCGAGCACUCGGUGUAAGGGUGAUGAAAAACAUGUGCACAACUUCACAAUCUCAGCUCAGCGUGAUGCAUACAUGCAGGGGUCAUCCGUGGUGAUUGGCCUCUACUUGGUGUGCUGUCUCGUCGUCUUCUUUGGCUCUCGAGAGAAGAAAGGUACUUCAUCUAGAAUGUCAGAGUUUUUCUAUUAUCUCUUUGUGGUGGCCGAAUUUUGCUAUUCAAAAGGCUUUCGUGAUGCAUACAUGCAGGGGUCAUCCGUGGUGAUUGGCCUCUACUUGGUGUGCUGUCUCGUCGUCUUCUUUGGCUCUCGAGAGAAGAAAGGAAUAAUUGAAGAGAAGAAAGAACACCACAUGGGAUUUUUCCAGGGCAUCAAGCUUGUGUUCACGUUCAAGCCGUACUUAUGGGCGUCCUUGACCUUUCUGUGUCUCACAAUCGCCAUUCAGAUUGUCCAGGGCAACGUCGCCUUGUUCUGCACACAUACGCUCAAGAUGGGAGAAGAUUUCUCCUUCUUCAUUCUUGUGCUGCUGGUUGUGUCUAUACUUUCGAUGCCGUUCUGGCAGUUUAUAUCUGUGAAGUUUGGCAAGAAAAAGGCUUAUGCAGCUGGAAUGAUGGUAUCACUCUGCUGUUGUUCGUUUGCAGGAAUAAUUGAAGAGAAGAAAGAACACCACAUGGGAUUUUUCCAGGGCAUCAAGCUUGUGUUCACGUUCAAGCCGUACUUAUGGGCGUCCUUGACCUUUCUGUGUCUCACAAUCGCCAUUCAGAUUGUCCAGGGCAACGUCGCCUUGUUCUGCACACACACGCUCAAGAUGGGAGAAGAUUUCUCUUUCUUCAUUCUUGUGCUGCUGGUUGUGUCUAUACUUUCGAUGCCGUUCUGGCAGUUUAUAUCUGUGAAGUUUGGCAAGAAAAAGGCUUAUGCAGCUGGAAUGAUGCUGAUGAUUCCCGUGUUCACCUCCCAGCUGUUCCUCCCAGCCAACGUCAAGUGGCUGUACUACGCCCUCAUGGUAGUCGCUGGAUUGGGCAUCUCGGUGGCCUUGCUGUUGCCAUGGUCUGUGCUGCCUGAUGUGAUUGACCUGUAUAUGCUGGAGAGGAACGCGCGCCAUGACGCACUCUUCUACUCUUUCUACGUGUUCUUCAACAAGCUGGCAGCUGGCAUUGCUUUGGCUGCCUCGCAGUUAGCGCUUGAGUUUGGCGGCUAUGUCACAGGAGAGUGUCACCAACCCAAGGAAGUGUCGCAGACGCUGCGUCUGUUGGUCACGCCGGGCCCCGUUGUCAUGGUGAUCCUGGCUCUCAUUGCCCUCUACUACUAUCCAAUCGAUGAGCACCUGCGGAGGAGUAUAAAACACCGACUCCAGGAAUUUGAUGCGCGUAUUUUAUCGCACGUUGAGGACACGAGUGCUGUUAUAACCACUCCAGCCUUUGUUACAUUGUCCCACAAUGACAAGGACCCAUCACAGAGUCCAUCAGCACUUCUGUUUGCUGACCCCCCUCCCAACAUGUCAAAACCCGCCAAAACUCCCAUUACCAAACGAUUACUACUUUUGAUCAAUGUCCCCGGAGAAUCCUUUGAAGGGCGUUCUGCCGCUUGUGGGAAAACCAGCAGCCAGUCUGGCAACACCGUGAUAGCUUUGCCAGCCCCCUGGUGA